Molecule: messenger RNA, 1501 nt
Organism: Cladophialophora immunda
Lineage: Eukaryota; Fungi; Ascomycota; Eurotiomycetes; Chaetothyriales; Herpotrichiellaceae
Product: mRNA surveillance protein pelota
Exons: 2
Coding region: 122-1375 (417 amino acids)
Biological process (GO): nuclear-transcribed mRNA catabolic process, non-stop decay; ribosome disassembly; nuclear-transcribed mRNA catabolic process, no-go decay
Cellular component (GO): cytoplasm
Source: RefSeq, a predicted model, not a curated record
UCACAAUCGCGCCCCUCAUUUCAUGGACACACAUUCACACCAGCCGCGUGCCUACCGCCCUGUAAUUGCAACCGCUCAUGUUACUAGCAAUUCAGUCACACCGGACUAAGACAUCGUCGCAAUGCGCCUGGUCAAGCGAAAUAUCAAUGACGACGGGAGUGGGAGUGUCACGUUAUGCCCUGAAGAACCUGAGGACAUGUGGCAUGCUUACAACCUCAUUCGACCCACAGACCUUCUCACUGCCUCUGCUAUACGACGAGUAACCACCGAGUCCUCGUCCACGGGAUCUACGUCAUCUCAACGAGUCCACACGAACCUCACUAUACGGGUCAAGUCCUUGGAUUUCGACCCCCAGGUUGGGCAACUGCACGUCUCCGGCCAGAUUGCCAGAGAGAACAGAUAUACAAAAAUAGGGCAAUUCCAUACCCUGGACCUCGAGCUGCAGCGUAACUUUACCCUUGAGAAGGUAGUCGAAGGCAGUGGUGGGGCCGAGGGUUGGGACAGUGUCGCCCGGGCGCAGCUGGAAGAGGCCAUAGACCCUUCGAGGGGCACUGAAGCGGUCGCAGUCGUCAUGCAGGAAGGCCUGGCCAACAUUUGCUUCAUCACACAAUUCCAGACCGUCUUGAGGCAGAGAGUCGAGGUCUCGGUCCCGCGGAAGCGGACAGGCGCCGGAAGAUCCGCGGAUCACGACAAAGGCUUGACCAAAUUCUACAGUACCGUGCUGGACACGCUGAUGAGACAGCUUCAAGGCCUGAUGGAACACAAAGACAGCAGCGUGAGUUUCCCGAUCUUGCUUGCGAGCCCCGGGUUCACGGCCGCCGGCUUCCUGAAACAGAUCACUGAGACCGCCGUUGCAAAAGGGGACAAAAUGCUACAAGACUUGGUGAGGCGGAACGCUUUUAUUGUGAUCCACAGCAGCUCCGGGCACCUGCACAGUCUCAACGAGGUUCUCAAAAGUCCAGAGGUCCUGGUGAGGUUGAAGGACACGAAAUAUGCUCGGGAGACUGCAUUGAUGGACGAAUUCUAUGCUCUCCUACGCAAAGACGACGGACGGGCAUGGUACGGACCCAGAGAGGUCGAGACCUGCGUAGAAAAGGGGGCCGUGGGUCGUGGGGGAGGGGUGCUCUUGAUCAGCAACUCCUUAUUUCGGAGCCAGGACGUGGCCACGAGACGGAGAUGGGUCAAACUCGUGGAUCAAGUGAGAGAAGUGGAGGGCGGAGAGGUCAGAGUACUCAGUAGUGACCACGAGAGCGGAAGGCGAUUGGAGGGCCUGGGAGGCAUCGCGGCCAUCCUGACAUUUCCUAUCGAAGACAUAGAAUCGGAAGACGAGGACGAGGAAGAGGAACAGCCUGAACAUGGCGGCGAAGAAUCAUAGAAGUCACAACGACCAAGUGGUUGAGCACUCAGCCUUAUGAAAAGGCAAGGGGAAGCAAGGAAGGCCAACCAGACCGCAGGCGGAAAUGCUUCCGUCAUGCCCUAAAGUGACGUGCAUCUCGUCUAU